GCGGGAACUUAAAGAGGGUGUAUUCCCGUAGGAGGAGGAGGAGGAGGAGGAGUGAGAAAGUGAAAACAGGAGAGCGAGAUGGAAGGAAAGUGACAGAGAAGAGGAGAGAGAACAGUCUCUGUUCGUCCCACAGUCUGAGACACGACUGUUUUCAGCCAUGUGGAGAUAAAAUCCAGCCACUAGUCGAUGGAAACUUUCUCCUUUCUCUUUUCUGUCCAGAGCUCUGGAAUCUACUGCACUGAUCUGGUUUGCCAGCUUUUUUCCCCUUAACUGAACUGGAGCAAAAAAAAAAAAAAAGCUGUUGUUCCUUUUGUGGAAUUUGUUUGAUCCUUUUCAGAUUUUUUUUUUUUACUAAUUUGAACCAUGGGAGUGUAAAUUUUAUGUGAUUGCUCCUUUUUUGGAGACUUUGGAGCCUCUGAUGUCAAAACUUUAAAUCUUUAUUUCUUGAAAAAAGUUGACUGAUCUGUGUUCUCUGCAGCCACAUUCUGGAGGGAAACUCAGUGGCCUCUCCAGGCUGAAGAACCUGGUUUUCUUAGAUGGUCUGGGAUUUAAACAGGCCUCUUUUGGGAUUUCAGGAACAUCUGCACGUCGCUCGAGGGCGGUGGAACUUCUACCAUGGAUUUCUGUUUUUGUAAAACCUCCCAGCUGUGACGGAUUUGACCUUUUUUUUCAGUGAGGUGGUUGAAUCCUGGAGAUCAGAGCUGGUUCCAUCUCCACAAGGAUGCCGUAGUGUGACAGACAUAAUGUGACGCAGAUGAUGCUGUUGCUGCCCGUGCCAUGCUGACAGGGAGGCCAGCUCUCGCGACUGUGUUGCUGUGUUUGGUCUGUCUGCUCGCUCUAAAACCACAGCCAGCCGCCGCCGCCGCCGCCGCCAUACGCUGCACACGAGACAUCAUCAAAUGGGUUGGGGAACUCAUCAAGAAAACCUCCGACUUGCAGUGGUUGGACUGCAGACUGUACACCCCCACCAUCCAAGACUACCAGCAGAAUUGUCCCAGCUCCACCUUGAAAUGUUUUGCUGACGAAGUCAAAGUCCUCGUCAAAGAGUGGGAAACCGUCGGAGUCGUCGGCUUUCGAAAUCUCAAACUGAACAUCAAGCUUGAAAUACUUGCAUCGCGGUUCAACCAGACAGAGUCAGAGUGUCGUCAGUGCGAGCUCCUCAAAGUACAAAAUGCAACAGUGUUCCUCGAAGAUCUUCGUUCAACUCUUCAGAUUAUAAACACAGACUUCUGCAGAUAGCUCCACAAUGCUUCUCUAAAGGACUUUUUAAAAUAGACUCCAUGGCCUGUUUUCCUCUUCAUGGACUUUUCAUACCACCUGAGCACAAAUAAAGUGCAACAUGCAUGA
Molecule: messenger RNA, 1347 nt
Organism: Lates calcarifer (barramundi perch)
Lineage: Eukaryota; Metazoa; Chordata; Actinopteri; Centropomidae
Gene: il15l
Product: interleukin 15, like
Exons: 4
Coding region: 778-1239 (153 amino acids)
Biological process (GO): positive regulation of immune response; neutrophil activation; positive regulation of cytokine production
Cellular component (GO): extracellular region
Molecular function (GO): cytokine activity; cytokine receptor binding
Source: RefSeq, a predicted model, not a curated record